Messenger RNA from Entamoeba dispar SAW760, 1269 nucleotides. RefSeq names its product ENTH domain-containing protein C794.11C, putative. Gene Ontology annotation, cellular component: clathrin vesicle coat; plasma membrane; endosome. Gene Ontology annotation, biological process: endocytosis. NCBI's taxonomy places the organism in Eukaryota, Evosea, Mastigamoebida, Endamoebidae. The record is from RefSeq and is a predicted model, not a curated record. The coding region runs from base 1 to 1269 and encodes 422 amino acids. The transcript has 2 exons. Gene Ontology annotation, molecular function: clathrin binding; phospholipid binding.
AUGUCAAGUUGGCUUACUUCUAUUAAGAAAACAGUUUAUGGGCUAACUGAUGCACAAGUGUUUUUAAAAGAUGCAACAAACAAUGAUCAAUGGGGACCAACUACAAAACAAUAUCAACAAAUCAUUCAAUAUACAUAUCAUUAUCAAGAAUGCCGUGAAAUUAUGGACUUUUUAUAUAAAAGAUUAAGUGAAGAUGGUAAAAAUUGGAGAGAAAUUUAUAAAUCAUUAUUAGUUCUUGAUAAUAUUUUAAAGAAUGGAUCAGAAGAAGCAGUUAAUAUUGCAUUAGGAAGAAUUGUUGAAGUUAAAACAUUACAAAGUUUCCAAAAAAUUGAUGAAGAUGGAAAAGAUGUUGGAAUUAAUAUUCGUGAACGAUCUAAACAAAUUGUUGAAUUAUUAACUGAUAAUGAUUAUCUUAAACAAGCAAGAAUCACUGCUAAAAAUCAAAAAAAAGAUUAUGGAGGAAUUGGAAAUUAUGGAGGAAUGAGUUCAUCUUCAUAUGGUAACUAUUCAAGUAAUACAACAUCUUUUAGUAGUGAUGAUUUUAAUUCAUUUAAUAAACCUACUUCUACAUAUGGAGGUUAUCAUGAUGAACCACAACCUACUACUUCUACUACUUAUUCUAAUAAUUCACAACCUACUUAUGGAAGACCAGGAACAUAUAAAGAUAAUGUUGUUGAACAAAAACAAAUUCAAAGAGAUCCUUCUCCUGUUUCACAAGUUAUAAAUAAUCAAUCUACUAAUCCUCAACCAAAUUUGUUUGAUUUUGAUUCAACUCCUUCUCAAUCUUCACAACAAAAACCUUUACAAACAAAUACUAAUUUAUUCGACAUGAUGAAUACAAAUCAAUCAACUCAACAACAACCAAUUCAACAACCAUCAAAUUCAGCUGACUUAUUCUGGUCAAAUCAACAACAAUCAAUCCCUCAACAACAACAAUCAACAUCAAAUUCUUUAUUUGAUUUUGGAACAACUCAAACUAAACAACAACCAAAUACAAUGGAUUUAUUUGCUGGAUUAUCAGCUCCAAAUCAACCAAAUCAACAACAAAAUUCCGUAGAUAUAUUUAGUUCAAUGAAUACUCCUUCCCAACAAACAAGUACACCACAAACAAAUUCUAAUACAUUUGAUUUUGGAGAUUUUUCAUCAGCUCAAGUACAAGAAAAAAAACAAAGUGAUUGGAGAGCUAAUAUAAAGAUUGAUUCCAUUCAAGAUACUCGAAAGCAACAACCAGCUUCUCAACAAAAACAAACACUUGGUCAAUUCCUUUAA